Messenger RNA from Rhipicephalus microplus (southern cattle tick), 1776 nucleotides. It is a transcript of the gene lin, whose product is annotated as protein lines homolog. The record is from RefSeq and is a predicted model, not a curated record. NCBI's taxonomy places the organism in Eukaryota, Metazoa, Arthropoda, Arachnida, Ixodida, Ixodidae.
UCAAGUUUAAGCAGACAAAAUCAAAGUGCUCGAAGUCGACAAAGAGUGAAUGUUUCGUAUAGUUAUUUGAACAGCGGUAAAUCUUCCAGAGCUGCCACUGAAUGAAGCGUCGAUCACAUAGCACUGAAUGCCCCCAUAACAACCCCGGAAAAUGCCGCUAAGCGAUGCGAACUGACAUGGCCCUGCGGUUCCAAAACGCGCACGAACGUCUACUAUUAGGAUGCGCCUGUGAAAUAAAGCAAGAACUACAUUUAUUGGUGGACCAUGAAUUUGUCGACUUAUUAGGAGGCGAGCUGCCGCAGGAAGAUACUCUGCUUGGGUUGACUGUCUUGUACGCGAUGUCCGAAGCCGCACGGGAGGCCUCGCAAACGAAAGCAAUAUGUCCGAUAAUCCAGGAUGCGUUAGUUGCUCUUGUGCAAAAGGAAAUCGUGGGAAGCCUGUUAAGUCUGCAGAUGCUGUCUCCAGACAAGUUUGUCGCCCACUGUUGCUUGCUCACACUCAACUCGUUGGCAAGAUGCGGCAAGGAUCUACAGGAGGCUCUGUUUUGUGCACUAAACAAACGCCUUUGCAUUCUGGGAACUCUUCCGGUUAAUGAGAAAACUCGCUUCUGCCAGCUCAUCACGUUCCUAUUGACAGCAGACACGAGAAGCACUCAUCCAGAAGAAACAACAGAAACAAGCUGCACUGCACUUGUGGCGAAUACCAUGCAAGCCGCCAAUCUGAAUGAUAUCUCAUCCAGCAUCUCGUCUGCUGCUGAGAAGUGCCUGCAUAGCAUGUUCCCAUGCCUUCAGAAUGAAGCACCACACUACACGUUGUACCAGGCACUAUGCCUAUGGCUGAAACUGGUGCAGAAUCAUGCCACUAUGGAUGUGUUAGGUGGCUUGCUACCUCAGUAUUUUGUUAAAUGGUCUGCUGGAAAGGAUCCACUUGUGGCAAGAACAGUACUGGAAAUACUUGACAAAGGUCUGCAGCCCGUCAUUGAAGAAGCCAAAUUUUCCAAAGUUCCACCAUGGGUUCCUCUAAUCGGACAGCAAGUGAUUGAGGCUGUUCAGGGUGGCUGGCUUGACCAGUUACACUGUCGAAAUGGAUUUUGUGGCUUUGCAGGAACUAGCAGGGAGCCUAGCCGCAAGUACCCAGAGCAAGACCUGUCUCUCUCUCAAGGAGACAGGCAGGGUGGUUCGAUUGGCAAUGCUCGUAAUUUUGAAGUCAUCUGCAGCAUGUCUGAUGCAAGGCAUGCAAGAGGGCCUAUCGAAAACCUUGGAGGCUGGUCUUGCUUGGCUUCGGUCGAAAACAGGGGCAGCGGCCAGUACGCCUGAUGCAGACUGUCUCAUGCAGCUAUUCCUCGACCAAGACGAUCAACUAAUAGAGUGUCCUCCUCAGCGAGCUGCUGUUACACUUGCACAAGUCGUCCACUUGGACAGCAACCACAUCAAUUGCAGAUCCACACCGAUAUGUUUCUGAAGUUCCUCAGCUCACUGGGAAAUGACCACGUCACCCUGAUAGACUUUUUGACGUCCCAGGAAACCUGUGCCUUGCUUUACUUUGUGCGAUACCUCAAACUGGUGCUCUCUGACUGGGAUAAUUUUGUGAAGUGCCACAGUGAACUGUCUGUCGGCAGUCACGACACCUCUGGCCAAGCCGCUCGUCUUGACCUGACCAUGGCGACUCUUGUGAGGACACGUAUCAAGUUAGAGAAGAUGACUCAGAAAGACUAUCUUCUGCCCUUUAAUGCAACUCCUCUAGUCAGGUUGAUUGAGAGGUGUGAAGAGAUUUAUG